AUGUCUCUCAUACAGCCUGCCCCAGCCAAGCUCCAGACGCGGUCCGACUUUUCCGUGACGCUCAAGGUCCCGCCUUCUUCGACUGCUUCCUCUUGGUAUCGCUACGAGUACAAACAAGCAGGUGCUGCAUGGGACGAACACGCACGACAAGUGGACGCGCGUCCUGGUGCUGCCUCAGUCAUUCUGGACGAUCUCCAUCCCACGAGCACGUACGAAGUGCGACUUUACGAGGUCUGGAAGGACGCAGACGGCAAGGAACAAGUGUCCAUAGGUAGUGAAGUGGCCGCUGUGGAUACAGAAGUACCAGGCUGUGGACCGGACUCGAGUCGGGGCUGCAUGUGCUCCAUUCAGUGA
This is a messenger RNA of Peronospora matthiolae, 354 nucleotides long. NCBI's taxonomy places the organism in Eukaryota, Oomycota, Peronosporomycetes, Peronosporales, Peronosporaceae. The record is from the annotation of a GenBank genome assembly.